Beauveria bassiana ARSEF 2860 is the source of this 1038-nucleotide messenger RNA. Its product is annotated as short chain dehydrogenase. Bases 1 to 1038 code for a protein of 345 amino acids. Gene Ontology annotation, cellular component: endoplasmic reticulum. The transcript has a single exon. The record is from RefSeq and is a predicted model, not a curated record. Gene Ontology annotation, molecular function: oxidoreductase activity. Lineage: Eukaryota; Fungi; Ascomycota; Sordariomycetes; Hypocreales; Cordycipitaceae.
AUGAAUACUACCGCCGACUCGUCCCGCCUCGGAGGCGUCUUUGCUACCAUUGGCCUGCUCACGGCCGUCGUCGCCGUCACAAGGGCUAUGCAAUUUGUGAGCGUCUACCUGCUGCCCUCCCGCAUAGCCCGCUAUGCCCAUGCCACCAACGGCCACCCGCCCUGGGCCCUGGUCACAGGCGCUUCCGACGGCAUCGGCCGUGGCUUUGCCGCUGAGCUCGCCAAGCAAGGCUUCAACGUUGUGCUACACGGCCGCAACCGUGCGAAGCUCACAUCUGUCAUGUCCCAGCUGCAGGAACGCCACCCUGACAGGUGCUUUCGCAUCCUCAUCGUCGACGCUAGUAAAGUAGCGUGCCUCAACUGCAUCCGCCCCGUACAAGGGCAGUCGCACAACCACGACCAAGAAGAUGGCUCCUCUGCCGCCGCGCCUCCCGCCGACUUUGACGCGCUGCGUACCGAGCUCGACGGCCUCAACCUCACCGUCCUCGUUAAUAACGCUGGCGGCGGCGCCGUCAACCCGACAUUCCUGUCUCUUGGCGAAUCCUCGGAAGCUCGCAUCACCGGCAACGUCAGCCUCAACGCCCUCUUUCCCUUGCACCUCACUCGCGCCCUGCUCCCGACGCUGCGUCAAAACUCACCAUCCCUCGUCGUCAACGUCAGCUCACUAGCCGACAACGGCCUGCCUUUGCUCGUGUCGUACUGUGCCAGCAAGCGCUUCUUGCUGACCAUGACGGAAGCUGUUGUUCGCGAGAUGAAAUUGCUCGGAAGGGGCGGCGAUGUUGAAUUACUGGGUGUUCGAGUCGGCAAGACCACCAACACGGCCUACUUCACGGAAAAGCCGUCCUUGUUCACACCAGAUUCCCAGACCAUGGCUCGUGCUGCCCUCGAAAAGGCCGGCUACGGCCACGGCGUCGUUGUAGGGUACUGGGCUCAUGCUUUGCAACAUCUUCUCAUAAAGUCCAUGCCCCUCUGGGUCAAGGACAGAGCCUUUAUUGCGGCUAUAGAAAUGGAGGCGGCAACUGAUCGCAAAAUUAUCUAG